Aureobasidium vineae is the source of this 1692-nucleotide messenger RNA. The record is from the annotation of a GenBank genome assembly. Lineage: Eukaryota; Fungi; Ascomycota; Dothideomycetes; Dothideales; Saccotheciaceae.
AUGCCUUUCGAAUCCCCUCACCCACCAAUAGACAUACCGUCCAAAGAAUCCAUCUGGUCAUUCUUCUUCGACUCUGCUUACAGCCCUCUAUCCGCCUCUACUGCUUCUACACCACUUGCCGGCUACACAGACGCCAGCACCGGCGCCUUUCUCUCUUACUCUGACGUCAAGGCCAAAGCAACUGCCCUCUCUACCGCUCUUGUCUGCAACCAUGGCUUUACACCCGGCGACACGGUGAUUUUGUUCUCGCAGAACUCGAUUUGGUAUCCGGUGGCCAUGUUUGGUGUGCUUAGGGCUGGAGGUGUGGUCAGUGGGGCUAGUCCGGCUUAUGGGGUUGAGGAGAUGGAGUAUGCGUUGAGGACAUCUGGGGCCAAGUUCUUGAUGACACACCCUGAGUCUCUCAGUGUUGCUGUAAAAGCUGCUGAAGCUGUGGGGUUGGGACGAGAGAAGGUGUUUCUGAUUGAAGGGGAGAAGGAAGGGUUUUGUGGGUUGCAAGAGUUGAUUGAGGAGGUAAAAGGGCAAGAAGAGGUAGAAGCUUGGAGGGGUGUUAGGGCCAAGGGCAAUGGGAAUGUGUGUGCGUUUUUGAGCUUUAGUUCGGGGACUACUGGGUUGCCCAAGGCUGUCAUGAUUUCUCACCAGAACGUUAUCGCGCAGUGUUUGCAGAUGCUGGUCAUCACACCCAAAGAUCUGGAUCGCGUUCUCGCUGUUCUGCCUCUCUUCCACAUUACCGGCCUCGUACACAUCCUCCACUUACCCAUUCUCCUCAACGCAAACGUCAUCAUGUUGCCCUCCUUCAGCAUGCCAACAAUGCUGUCCACAGUCGUCAAGUACAAGAUCAAAGAACUGCUCUUGGUGCCACCACUCCUCAUCCGUCUUGUCCGCGACCCCAUCGUUGCCUCUUACGAUCUCUCUCACGUUACAAGGUUUUCCUCCGGCGCUGCUCCGCUCUCACAAGAGAUUUUGGAUUUGCUGCAAAAGAAGUUUCCGAAUACAGGGUUUAAGCAGGGGUAUGGGAUGACUGAAUCCUGCAGUUGCAUCACUGGCCAUCCACCGUCCUUCUACAACUACAAAUAUGCGCAUGCGGUGGGCCAAAUCAUGCCUUCUACCUCCGUAAAAAUUAUCGCUGAAGAUGGGACUGAAGCUUCCUUUAACCAGCCUGGCGAGAUCCUGGCUAAAGGCCCGCAGAUCACCAUGGGAUACCUGAACAAUGAAACCGCUACAAGAGAUACUUAUGACGACGAGGGAUACCUGCAUACCGGCGACCAAGGCUUCAUCUCCCCCAAAGGCCUCCUCACCAUCACCGACCGCAUCAAAGAAAUGAUAAAAGUAAACGGACACGCCGUAGCGCCUGCAGAACUCGAAGACUUGCUGUUAGGCCAUGUUGCCAUUGAAGAUGUAGCCGUGCUGGGUAUCCCUCACCCUGUCUCCGGAGAAGCGCCAAAAGCUUUCAUAGUCCUGAAACCUGACACCUCUGCAACAAACAGCAGACAAGCGAUACAAAAAAUGGGAAAUGAGCUAUUGGAAUUUGUCAAGGGAAAAAAGAUACGCUAUAAAUGGCUCGCGGAGAUUGAGUUUGUGGAGGUGAUCCCGAAAUCACCGUCGGGAAAGAUAUUGAGAAGGGUGUUGAAAGACAGGGCAAAGAAGGGAGAAAUUGGGAUUGUGGUCAAAGAAGCGACAAAGGCAAAGUUGUAA